Molecule: messenger RNA, 1034 nt
Organism: Rhea pennata
Lineage: Eukaryota; Metazoa; Chordata; Aves; Rheiformes; Rheidae
Gene: TMEM121
Product: transmembrane protein 121
Exons: 1
Coding region: 69-1007 (312 amino acids)
Source: RefSeq, a predicted model, not a curated record
AGCAGAUCUUCUCCCCUAGUGCAGGCCAGCGCUCAACGUGGCGUGGAGGGAGGCCUACUCGUCUCACCAUGGUGCUGCCACCACCUGACAAGCGCCACGUGUGUCUGACCACCAUUGUCAUCAUGACCAGCAUGGCCUUCAUGGAUGCCUAUCUGGUGGAGCAGAACCAGGGGCCCCGCAAGAUCGGCGUCUGCAUCAUUGUGCUGGUGGGGGACAUCUGCUUCCUCAUCGUGCUGCGCUAUGUGGCAGUGUGGGUGGGGGCAGAGGUGAAGACAGCCAAGAGGGGCUAUGCCAUGAUCCUUUGGUUCCUGUACAUCUUCGUGCUGGAGAUCAAGCUGUAUUUCAUCUUUCAGAAUUACAAAGCUGACAAGAAGAACCUGGAGACAGUGGCCAGGAAAGCCUUGACCCUGCUUCUGUCCAUCUGCGUACCAGGGCUUUACCUGGUGUUGGUGGCCUUGGACAGCAUGGAGUAUAUACGGACCUUUCGGAAGAAAGAGGACCUGCGGGGGCGUCUCUUCUGGGUGGCCCUUGACCUGCUAGAUAUCUUGGACAUCCAGGCCAACCUGUGGGAGCCACACAGGACUGGCCUGCCCAUCUGGGCAGAGGGGCUCAUGUUCUUCUACUGCUACAUACUCCUCCUGAUCUUGCCUUGUGUGUCCCUCAGUGAGAUCAGCAUGCAAGGGGAGCACAUUGCCCCACAGAAAAUGAUGCUCUAUCCCGUCCUCAGCUUGGUCACCAUUAACAUUGUCACCAUUUUCAUCCGGGCCAUCAACAUGGUCUUGUUCCAAGACAGCAGGGUCUCCACCAUCUUUAUUGGCAAGAACAUCAUUGCAAUAGCCACCAAGGCGUGCACAUUCCUUGAGUACAAGCGACAGGUGAAGGAGUUCCCCCAGAAUGCCAUCGCCCUGGAGCUCCAGCAGAACUCCCUCUCCCACAACCAGACUGUCCACAGCGCACAGGGCAUUCCCCACGAGCCAUCACCCACUAGCGAGAUCCUCGACACAUGAUGGAUCACCCCGAGCCAAGCCUUGGUU